Molecule: messenger RNA, 1011 nt
Organism: Sorex fumeus (smoky shrew)
Lineage: Eukaryota; Metazoa; Chordata; Mammalia; Eulipotyphla; Soricidae
Product: zinc finger protein 786-like
Exons: 1
Source: RefSeq, a predicted model, not a curated record
UGCAAGACGUGCUUCCUCGGCCGGCGCCUCCGGGGGGCCGGGGGGCUGCGCCCCAGGAGCGGCGGGGCCAGCGCGGAGAGGCCGGGCCCCGGGGCCGAGCGGGCCGGGAGCCCCGGCGGCGGCGGCGGCGCGCCCACCGUGCGGGAGCCGGCGCGCCUCCCGCGGGGCCCCGCGGCGGCCGAGAAGCGCUUCGCGUGCGGCGAGUGCGGCCGCGGCUUCCGGCGCCGGUGCCAGCUGCGGGAGCACCUGCGCGUGCACAGCGGCGAGCGGCCGUUCCGCUGCGCGCAGUGCGCCAAGAGCUUCCACCUGAAGGGCGUCCUGGCCGAGCACGCGCGCACGCACGGCCCGCGGCCCUUCCCCUGCGCGCAGUGCGGCCGCGCCUUCACGCGCCGCUCCAAGCUGGCCGAGCACCUGCGCGUGCACAGCGGCGAGCGGCCCUUCGCCUGCCCCGACUGCGAGCGCCGCUUCCGCCUCCCGGCGCAGCUGCGCAGCCACCGGCGCCUGCACACGGGCGAGCGGCCCUUCCCGUGCCCCGACUGCGGCCGCCGCUACCGCGCCCGCGCCACGCUGCGCGCGCACCAGCGCCUGCACCUGGGCCCGCCGCCCUUCGCGUGCGCGUGCGGCAAGGCGUUCGCCAAGCGCUCCCGGCUGGCCGAGCACCAGCGCACGCACACGGGCGAGAAGCCCUUCGCCUGCCCCGACUGCGACCGGCGCUUCCGCCUCAACGCGCAGCUGCGCAGCCACCAGCGGCUGCACGCGGGCGCGCCGCCCCACCGCUGCCCCGAGUGCGGCAAGGCCUUCCGCGAGCGCGGCUACCUGGUGCGGCACCAGCGCAUCCACCGGCCCGAGCGGCCCUUCGCCUGCGCCGACUGCGGCAAGGGCUUCAUCUACCGCUCCAAGCUGGCCGAGCACGCCCGGGUGCACGCCAAGCUGCGCCGCGCGCCCCGCGACGCGGGAGCCGCGCCCGGGCGCCGCCGGCCCUUCGUCAUGAUCGAGGCCGACUGGAGCUGA